CACCGUUUUCCAGCCCUAAUUUUGGAUGGUAUCCAUGAUUGGACACUACCAUCCAUUAUGGAUUUUGGAUGGUAUCCAUGUAUUUGGACGCUACCAUCCAUUAUGGAUUUUGGAUGGUAUCCAUGUAUUUGGACGAUACCAUCCAUUAUUGGAUUUACAUUGGACACUACCAACCAUUAUUGGAGUAGGAUGGUAUCCAUUACGUUGCACACUGCCAUCCAUAAACCCUAUGGCCAGACUUGAAUAAAUUGGACCAUCAAUGUACACGUGGACCAGCUACUUAAAUUGGCCAAGCUGUACAAACAUGUAAUAAUUAAUGAAAAAUGAUUUUGGUGUAAACAUAAGGAAUAAUAAGAAAGAAUGGUAGGAUAGGAACAUGACGAGAUAGUUUAGAUCAAGGAUUUCUUCUAGCACUUGCUUCAACCAUGUCGAAGCAGAUCGGGUCGCGUGGAUCAAAUCAGAACUUGCCAUCAUUGCCAACAAGAAUGAUAAGGAGGAUAAGAGUGAAAACGAAUAUGAAAGAGAGAAAUCCACCCCAAAUCUAUUACGAAAGAACCAAAGGUCUAAACGACUUUGUUAGCUUCUGAGCUUCUUGUCUGUCUUGUAAUUUGCUCGUAUACUUUCUAAUAACUUGGUGUAUUGUCUACAUUUUCAAUAGGGAGACAAUCACGAUCGUAAAGAGUGAUUAGGGAGGUCAAAUGCUACCCACUUAUCCCCGAACAGUGUAAUUAACCUUACAGAUGAAAAUAAAAUCAACAGUUCCCUUGGACGAUCAAUUCGCAUCCAAGAUCCAUCCAUUAUGACUAGGGCUGUCACCCGGUCGGUAUCGGUUUAACCCCGAGAAUCGAGACCUGCCAAUGGCAGCCGCACACCGACCGACCCUAGACCCUCGGUUAUCCGCAAACCGACCGGAUGAUUUUCGGUUAAGUUGCGGUUAAAUCGAGGACACCGAAACAGUGAUGGCCGGUUCGGUUUGCCUUCCUAAUCGGUUCGGUUUGCCUUCCUAACCGACCGAUAACCGCUAACAAACCGAACGGUAACCAACACAAACCGAGGGUUUUGGUCUUGGAAACCACUAAAACCACUAAUCCACCCCGCUGUUUGGUCUUGGAAACCUGGGGGAAAAAUUUUGUUCUUACAUUAUCUCUCUUCUUGACUUCUUGUUAUCGAGGGAGAUGGAGGAAUGGAGGCGCGGGGAUGGCGCACUGGAGGGUGGCGGCGAUUGGAGGGUGGCGGCGACCGAUUGGAGGGGCGAUUGGAGGUUGGCUGGCGGCGAUUGGAGGGUGGCGGCAGACUGGCGAGGCGAUUGGAGGCGAUGGCAGACUGGAGGCGCGGCGAUGGCGGACUCUUGACUAGCGCGGCGAUGGCGGGCUGGCGGCUGUGCGACAGCCGACGAGAGGGUCUGAGGGUGAGGGACGAUUUCGCUAAAACGAGAGGGACGAUUUCGCCAAAACGAGAGGGGCUGGCGGUUGUCGAUGAGAGUGUCUAGGGUUGGGGAUGGGGUCGUUUUCUCACAGUCCAAAACGACGUCGCAUCAGUUGGUCGGUUAGAGCCGGUUAACCGGUUUCAGUUACUCGGCUAACCGCCUCCCCGCAACCAGUUUCCGCCAACCGACCGUGAAUGAUUUCUUUCGAUUUUCGGUUAGCCGCUAACCGGUGAUUAACGAUUAGACCGGCCGGUUAGUCGCUAACCGGAAACCGAAAUGACAACCCUAAUUAUGACUUCUGCCAACAAAAAAGUGUCCCCACAGCUAUCACAUAUUCAACCCAAAUAUGCCAAACUCAUCAGAUCCAAGAACCCAGACGAUCCAACACCAUCAAUAAAAGCUUUGAUUCUUAAUUAUCGAUUAACGAUCCAUAAGGGUAGAGCUUUAGCAAAGCAAUCAUUACCCAUUACGCGUUGAUAUCUCAAAAAGGGCAACCUUUUUCCAGGCAGGGUUAAUGUCUCAAAAGACGGAGUUCGUUAGCCCACACAGACACAAUAACCCUAUACAAUCACCCGCACGAGAGCUACGUAGCUAAUUAGUAAGUUUAGGGUCAAAGAGCGUAUUCACAUUGAAUGUUCGUAAACACAAAUAAGUUUUGACGUUAUCACGUUUGAACUUGGUUCCCAAUACAACAAGCCGCAGCCACACUUCCGAAAAGGUGAAAACUACAUAUCGUCAAGUUGUUUUUUUUGUCGACUUCGAAUGCCUCGUUAAUUACUUUUGUUGAGGAUGUUGAUUAGUUUUAUAUCCUUAGAAGGUGGGUACUCAGUAAAAGAGAGAGAGGUGAGGUUUAGGAUCCGGAUUUCGAGCGUUUUGUGCUUGCUCUUUUGUGUCCUAUACAGUUUGGAGAUAACUCGAUAUGGUUAUUCCACGAGGAUAAAUACUCUAUGAUAAGGAUUCAAAAGUAAGAUUUUCGCGACCAAAGUGAAGUGAAUAUAGAUGAGAUAUUUACAAGCAUUCGAAUUGUUAGCACACAAGAUCAAGAUCCUCCAACAAUGGUUUGGCUUCCGUUACGAAUGUUGAUGAUGUAAUUGCGGAGGUAGGUAUAGUUCAGGUUGGAUUCUAGCUGACUCAAUAUUUAGUUUUAUGUUAAAAUAUGUGAACCAUAUGUUAAAUUAAGGUUUAAUUUUGAUAGGAUGGUAGGCUAUCAGCCCCUCUAAAACCUCAAUUCAAUACCAAAUGUGUGGAGUGAUUUUUUUUUAUUUCUACCCUCCUCCCAUACUCUAAAGCAUGGCUUCGCCACUGCCAAUAAGUAGUAGAGAAAGACAGUCGUGCUGUAGUGGCAACAAUCUCAUCAGGCGUCGAGCACGAAUGAUCAAGGAAAGACCUAUAUCGACGCAUUAGCUGAAAGUCACCAGGUAGCAGUCCAAAUGGCAAUGUAUACCUCGUGGGAUGGUUAUUAGAAGACGGUCUUUGAGUUACACAAGGGAUAUAGAAUAUCACUCAUAGAGUGCUCUGCUCAUUUUAGAAAUAUUCCCUAGUUAUUCGUCUGACAGAGUAUUGUUGAGGACCUUAUCAUUUCGGCGAUGAUGUGAUGCACGAUGAAAAUUCAAUAUUCACUCAAUUUAUAGGUAUUUUAGAGGAAGAGAAAUAGAGUCGGUUAUUGAGUCAAAUUAUCUCCGCAUUACUAUAACGAAAUAGAACGUAGACAAAAUG
Molecule: messenger RNA, 3142 nt
Organism: Linum trigynum
Lineage: Eukaryota; Viridiplantae; Streptophyta; Magnoliopsida; Malpighiales; Linaceae
Source: the annotation of a GenBank genome assembly